Molecule: messenger RNA, 870 nt
Organism: Raphanus sativus (radish)
Lineage: Eukaryota; Viridiplantae; Streptophyta; Magnoliopsida; Brassicales; Brassicaceae
Exons: 2
Coding region: 1-870 (289 amino acids)
Source: RefSeq, a predicted model, not a curated record
AUGUCAGGGCUUCACAUUAAUGCAACUAAAUCUUCUAUAUAUGCCUCUGGAAGCAAUGUAAGCGAUCUUCUCUCUACUGAUGAGUCUCUGGGACUUCGAGCUGGAACUUUACCCAUCCGCUACCUUGGAAUGCCUCUGACCACAAAGACUCUUACUGCCCACGACUAUGAGCCUCUGAUUGACAAAAUUAGGGGUCGUAUGCUCUGCUGGGAUGAUACUAAGGGAUCUUGGAUAUGGAGGAAACUUUUAAAGCUGAGGGAUGUUGCUUACAGUUACUUCAGGAUGGAUAUGAGGGAUGGUAUAAGCUGUCACUUUUGGUUGGAUGAUUGGUUAGGGAAGGGUCGUUUGAUUGACAUCACUGGAGCUGUAGGUACUCUCUACUUGGGAGUACAAAGACAUGCUAAGGUUAGCGAAGUAGUAUCUCUUGAAAACUGGAACAUAAGGGGAAGAAGGAGCAGACGCUUUCAUGAGCUAUAUAAUGCGAUAAUGGCAGUCCCACCUCCUCAGCCUGGGAAUGGACGAGAUGUUAUACUAUGGAGACACAGUGAUGAUGAUUAUAGGGACAAUUUCUCGUGCAAAAAUACCUGGGAUCAGCUUAGAGUGAAGCGGCCUAAAGUGGAUUGGCACAGAGUAGUGUGGUUCCCUCAAGACGUUCCCCGUCACUCUUUUAUGACUUGGUUGGCUAUUAAGAAUAGAUUGUCCACAGGUGAUCGUAUGAGACAGUGGGGGAUGAUUCAAGGCUGCAAAUUGUGUGGAGAAAGGGAUGAGACACGAGACCAUCUAUUCUUUGCCUGCCCAUUCGCAUACUCAAUAUGGGAAGGGCCUGCUCGUCGGCUCCUAGGAAACGGUGUCAACCCGGACUGGCAGUGA